UUCGGUUUUUCACAUUUUAAGGGCUCAGUAGGCACAUUGGCCAGUGGCUACUGUAUCGGACAGAGCAGAUAGAGAACAUUUUCGCCUUUGCAGAAAGUUCUUUGGGAGGGCACUGUUUAGAUGAAUAAGGCCAUGGGAAAGUGCUUGGUGAUGGGGUUAAGUGCCAUUCUUUCUGGCAAGUCAUCUGCAGGCCCAGAAACGGAAUGUGCAGGGGGUGUUUCAUUGUCAAGAAUGGGAAGUUAAUAAAUCCCCUUAGCCGCAUUUUGGCUGCCUGACUCACUGGCUGUUCCCACUGCCAGUGUCAGAGGGUGGGGGAGAGAGUAGAAUCAAACGCAGUGUUUCAGGGCGGUGCUUUUCUGCCCCAGCUGUGGGUUGCAACCACCCAGGGAACUCAAAACAAAACAAAAAACCCACGCCUGAGCUCUGCCGCAGAACAACUGAAUCUGAAUCUCUAGGAGUGGGGCCCAGGAAGUUGGUUUUUUUUUUUUUUUUAAGUUCCCCAGGGAAUUCUAAUGUACAGCCAGACUUGAGAACAACUGCCUUCAAGACUGUGACCUCCAACAAAUGAACAAGGAUACCUGAAGACUGGAAGACGGUGUUUCGAGAUAGUUUUACUUAUCAUUUGGUAUUUACCAAGUGCCUGCCAAGUGCUAUGACAGAUGCAAAGAUGUGGUCCGACUUGUCUCCGAGGAGCUUGCAGGCUAGUGGAAGAAUCUCCUUUUCAGCUUCUGCCGAGCCAGUAGCAGUUGGGAAAGAAGGCUGUGCUCUUUAAAGAGUGUCAGCCAGCCUUAGAGAGCGGAAUGGAUCUUGACGUGGUUAACAUGUUUGUGAUUGCGGGCGGGACGCUGGCCAUCCCAAUCCUGGCAUUUGUGGCCUCAUUUCUCCUGUGGCCUUCUGCACUGAUAAGAAUCUAUUACUGGUACUGGCGGAGGACACUGGGCAUGCAGGUCCGCUAUGUUCACCAUGAAGACUAUCAGUUCUGUUAUUCCUUCCGGGGCCGGCCUGGGCACAAACCCUCCAUCCUCAUGCUUCAUGGAUUCUCUGCGCACAAGGAUAUGUGGCUCAGCGUGGUCAAGUUCCUUCCAAAGAACCUACACUUGGUCUGCGUGGACAUGCCAGGACAUGAGGGCACCACUCGCUCCUCCCUAGAUGACCUGUCCAUAGAUGGGCAAGUCAAGAGGAUACACCAGUUUGUAGAAUGCCUCAAGCUGAACAAAAAACCCUUCCACCUGGUGGGCACCUCCAUGGGUGGCCACGUAGCAGGGGUGUACGCUGCUCACUACCCAUCGGACGUCUCCAGCCUGUGUCUCGUGUGCCCCGCUGGCCUGCAGUACUCUUCUGAUAAUCAGUUUGUGCAGCGGCUCAAAGAACUGCAGGACUCUGCUGCUGUAGAGAAGAUUCCCUUGAUCCCGUCCACCCCAGAAGAGAUGAGUGAAAUGCUCCAGCUCUGCUCGUAUGUUCGCUUCAAGGUGCCCCAGCAGAUCCUGCAAGGCCUGGUCGAUGUCCGCAUCCCCCACAACAACUUCUACCGAAAGUUGUUUUUGGAAAUCGUCAAUGAGAAGUCCAGAUACUCUCUGCAUCAGAACAUGGACAAGAUCAAGGUCCCGACGCAGAUCAUCUGGGGAAAACAAGACCAGGUGCUCGACGUGUCUGGGGCGGACAUGUUGGCCAAGUCAAUUGCUAACUGCCAGGUGGAGCUUCUGGAAAACUGUGGGCACUCAGUGGUGAUGGAGAGACCCAGGAAGACAGCCAAGCUCAUGGUCGACUUUUUUGCUUCUGUGCACAACACAGACAACAAUAAGAAGCUGGACUGAGGUGCCGACUGCAGCCUGCAUUCCACUCGCGGCAUCUGCUCCCAUCCCCGAAUCCGACGCGGCCACCACUCUCAGGGAUCCUGCCCCAAAUGCGGUCGGAGUGCCAGUGUCCCUGAGGAAGCCAGUCCCCUCUCCCUGGUAUCCACAGUUCCACAGAGCUUCGGGGGCCAGGAGAAAAUCUCCAAGAUCUUUUUCACAAAACGGAAACUCACAUGGAACAAAAUAAGAAAACUCAGCCACGAAAUCUACUGAGAAGUCUUCAAGUUCAUGUCUUUGCAAGCUUGUGCAAAACAGCCACCUUGGACCAUAAUCACGGAGGACGUUUUCUUUAAGACAUUCCGCAUAGACUGAGACUGGAUAUUUUUGUUGCUUCAGAUCUAUUCCCUUGCAUGGCCAGUGGCUUUUAUAGAGGCAUUAGUCCCCAUUCACUGAACCCUGUUGUGUAGGUCUAAUUUAAGUUUUACAUGGAGACCCCUGUGUGAACAUAGCCCGUCAGCUGCAAGACCAGGGAGGGAAACGGAAAGCUGUAGGAUACGUACCCACAUGGAGGGGCAUCGUCCUGCCUGGCCAGCUCUGGGAACUGCAGGAACAGCAGAGCUCACAGGUGGGUGGUUUGUUGGGCACCCACAAGUCGGGUAUGUCGUGAGUGAACUCAGAACUGUCACAGAAUGAAGAACAACACCUGGCAGGGUGGGUUUCCUAGGAAUAAUUUAUUAUUUUUUAAAAAUAGGACUAAUAAAGCAAUAACGUUCUAGACAUAUAUCUAAAUAAUCAGACUCAGGUUCCACACACAAGCAACACCCUGUGGGCCUCUUUUCUAUUCUGCUGUGCUACCGAAACCCCUGGACAUAAAAUACCCGUUUGUUAAUGAAUUCCGUGAAUUCUGUGAACAGUAAUUGAAAAUAAGUCUAAACAGCUGUAAAAAUGACCACAAUGACAUGAAAUAAAUUUAAUAAGUCUAGAUCAGCAA
Molecule: messenger RNA, 2784 nt
Organism: Lemur catta (Ring-tailed lemur)
Lineage: Eukaryota; Metazoa; Chordata; Mammalia; Primates; Lemuridae
Gene: ABHD6
Product: abhydrolase domain containing 6, acylglycerol lipase
Exons: 11
Coding region: 801-1814 (337 amino acids)
Source: RefSeq, a predicted model, not a curated record